AUUGGUUUAAUGAUUUCACCUGAAUAAUGUGCUUCUGGUUUGCUCUGAAGUUAUCUCAGUGUUGCAAGUGAAUUCUGCAUAUUAUGACCUCUGCAAUUCCCAAAAACGCUGCCUCCUUAAAGAGACAAUGCGCUAUGGAGGUCCACAAUCAACACCAAGCAACCAUCAUGGAUAACCUGAACAACAUGAGGAAACAGGAAACUCUUUGUGAUGUGACUCUGGUGGUCCAAGGGAAGUCUUUCGCUGCCCACCGAGCUGUGCUUGCAGCUGCGAGCCAUUUCUUCAGGCUGAUGUUCACCACUAAAAUGAUGGAGUAUACGUCACAAGAGGUGGAACUGAGGGGUGCCGAACCUACCAUCGUUGAGCUACUGAUUGAAUUCAUCUACACAGCCAAGAUCUUGGUGAACAGCAGUAAUGUCCAGUCAUUGUUGGAUGCAGCUAACCAAUACCAGCUCGAGCCAGUGAAGAAAAUGUGUGUGGAGUUUAUUAAAGGACAGAUUGAUGCUACAAACUGCCUUGGAAUCUCUGCCUUAGCUGACUAUCUGAAUUGUGCAGAACUAAAGGCAGUAGCAGAAGACUUUGUGCUGUUGCAUUUCACUGAAGUUUAUAAGCAGGAAGAGUUUCUGAUGCUUGAUGUGACUCGACUUGCUCAUCUUCUCCACCAGGACCAGCUUGCUGUUCAGUCUGAGGCUCAGAUUUAUAAUGCAGCUGUACACUGGCUCAAGUACGAUGUCUGCAACAGAAAGCAGUAUAUUGCGGAGGUGCUGGGAUGUGUUCGUUUUCCAUUUGUUUCCAAGACUUUCCUGUACAAGAUUCUACAGGAUGAACCCCUUAUGCAGGACAACCCACAAUGGCUAAAGAUGGUCAUGAGUGGACUGAGAUGCCACCUGGCCCCUGACCAACAGCAGCUUCAGCCUCGACGCAACAAAUGCAACCACAUAAUCGCUGUGUUUGGAAGCCCCCGGUUACAGACUACAAACUGCUACUACUUUAACCCUAAGGAGUGUGCCUGGACAGAAGUUGGGAGCGCAUCUAUUAAGAGUCAAAAAGGCACAGCAGUUUUCUGUAAUAAUGUGAUCUACAUUACAAGUGGGCACAGGGCCUAUCAAAUGGCUGCCUACAAUGUCCUGACGAGAAAGAUUCAGUUACUGUCUGCUCCACCCACAAAUCGGGAGUUUGUAGCUACCUGUGCCUCUGAUGGAAAAAUUUACACAUCUGGUGGAGUUAUUGGCCAGUCCACUGUGACUGUCUUUGAAUGUUUUGACACAAAGACAAGGUUGUGGCACGUGAAGCCCAAAAUGUUGGUUGCACGGCGUGACCACGGCUCUGUGGAGGUAAAUGGCCUCAUUUAUGUCUGUGGUGGAACUCACAGUACCAGUGUAUCCAGCAGAAUCCUCAACAAUUGUGAAGUCUUUGAUCCAAACAUUGAGCAAUGGAGUAAGAUAUGUGGAAUGAAAGAUGCCAGGAAGAACCAUGGAUUAGUUGUGGUUAACAAUAGGAUUUAUGCUAUUGGAGGGCAAGGGGCAACAGGAGGACUGAAAUCUGUGGAGUACUAUGACACUGACCGUAACCAGUGGCAUAGUGCAUCACCAGUACCGUGGCGAGGGGUGAGUCUAAAAUGUGCAGCUGUGGGAGAGAGAAUCUAUGUGCUGGCCGGAAAAGGAUUUGAAGGGAUGCCACAUUUAAAGCAUGUACUGGAGUAUAAUACGCGUACUGAUCGGUUAGUACAGCUGGAUAACUUGCCAUAAGACUGAAGCUUUUUCACAACCUACCUGUCUGACAUGUGUAAUCAAUGUGCCCCACAAUGACAAGGAAAAAUAAACCAGUGUCACACCAAAACA
Messenger RNA from Boleophthalmus pectinirostris (great blue-spotted mudskipper), 1841 nucleotides. Its product is annotated as kelch-like protein 7. Gene Ontology annotation, molecular function: protein binding. Lineage: Eukaryota; Metazoa; Chordata; Actinopteri; Gobiiformes; Gobiidae. Bases 84 to 1748 code for a protein of 554 amino acids. The transcript has 12 exons. The record is from RefSeq and is a predicted model, not a curated record.